UGUGGUUACGUCGACUCAGUUAUAAAUUAUACCUGAUUAGGGCUCAGGCCUUAUUGUUAGUGCGCUUGUCGAGGAAACUAUACACCUACUCGUGAAAAUGAAGGUUUUCGUGGCCGUUGCUUUGUUCGCCUUUGUGGCUAUCCAGCUGAGUCAGGCGGCGCCCGCCCCAGAUGAUGACAAUAAAGACAAAAAGGAGGAGGUCCCGGCGCAGGCGGCGGCGGCUGCUCCAUCCCAGGGUGCAGCAGCGCCCGCGACUGUGCCUGCGGCGGGAGUAGCUACUAAAGACACCGCUCGAGAGUCUCAUGAUGACCGCAAGGGCGAAGCUAAUGCAGCGGCGAAGCCCAAGGCAGCUGCGGCGGCUCCCGCGGCUGCGGCGUCCGCAACUGCACCCGCCGCCGUCGCGGCCGAGGAGAAGAAGGAAUAAACACCUCUAGUUAACCUUUUCGUAAUAUUUCAUGAUAUAAAAUAAAAUUCGAUCUCAGAAAUUAGAAAAGUUCCAAUGUAGCGCCGCCAUUCUACAGAAAACUACAACAGCGUUUGUCAAUAAA
Pectinophora gossypiella (pink bollworm) is the source of this 548-nucleotide messenger RNA. RefSeq names its product transcriptional regulatory protein AlgP-like. The record is from RefSeq and is a predicted model, not a curated record. The transcript is spliced from 3 exons. Lineage: Eukaryota; Metazoa; Arthropoda; Insecta; Lepidoptera; Gelechiidae. Bases 98 to 424 code for a protein of 108 amino acids.